Molecule: messenger RNA, 1859 nt
Organism: Protopterus annectens (West African lungfish)
Lineage: Eukaryota; Metazoa; Chordata; Ceratodontiformes; Protopteridae
Product: actin, clone 302-like
Exons: 8
Coding region: 1-1380 (459 amino acids)
Source: RefSeq, a predicted model, not a curated record
AUGAACUGGAAACAAUACAAUGGUGAAGCCAUGAGACAACUGGGUGACGGACGUUACUAUAUGAACAUGCCCCUUGAUCCUACUCAGAAAUUUAAGAAAGAAAUUGAUCCAUUUUUGUCCCUAGCUAGGGAGAAAGGUAUUAUCUUGCACCAUGAUUUGCAACAGUUAAUGGUCUCUGAUCCUAUAAAUCAAUACAUUUAUUACCUCCCUAAGGUACAGAAAGAUCCGAAUUACCCACUGGUAGACCUAUUGUUUCAGAUCACAAAUUACAAAACUCCGUUAGUUUUGGACACUGGAUCAGGACUAAUAAAGGCUGGCUUUGCUGAUCAGGAGUUGCCUACUACAAUAUUUCCAACAGUAGUUGGACACCCUAAGAAUAAGUGCCUCAUAUCAGAAAACACCAUUAAAGAUGUUUACAUUGGCCAUGAAGCACAGCACAUGAGAAGUGUUCUGUCCCUGAAAUUUCCUGUUCAGUUUGGCAUUAUCAUGGACUGGACAGAAAUAGAAAAGAUUUGGCACUAUACGUUUUACGACCAGCUGAGAGUUGAGCCCGAAGAUCAUCCAGUCCUACUUACAGAGCCAGCCAUGAAUCCUGCUCGGAACAGGGAACACAUGGUCCAAAUCAUGUUUGAUGCUUUCAAUGUACCUUUCACAUACAUUGCAAUGCAAGCUGUUUUGGCUCUUUAUUCUUCAGGAAGAACUACAGGUGUGGUAUUUGAUUCAGGAGAAGGAGUAAGUCAUGCUGUACCAAUAUAUGAAGGCUGCAGUCUUCCUCAUUCAGUGCAACAAUUAUGGCUGGCUGGAAGGGAUCUGACUGGCUACUUGAGAAAGCUUUUACAGGACAGAGGAUACUGCUUCAGAACUGCUACAGAACUGGAAAUUGUCCGGGACAUCAAGGAAAAGUUGUGUUAUGUAUCGCAAGACCCAGACACAGAAUGCAGUACUAAUGAAGUAUCAUAUACUCUUCCAGAUGGACAAAUCCUUAAACUAGGGAAUGAAAGAUUCAGAGCACCUGAAGUUCUUUUUAAACCAGCUCUAAUUGGAAAAGAUCAUUUUGGUGUCCAUGAAAGCCUCUGCCAUGCAAUUAUCCAAUCUGAUUCUGAACUGAGACAAACUUUCCUUGAAAAUAUAGUUCUAGCAGGUGGUACUACUCUGUUACCCGGUUUAGCUAGUCGAUUGCAGAAUGAGAUUUGUUCCAUGGUAUCCGGGGAUGUGUCAGCAUCAGUCCAUGUAAGACGCCCUGUGGAUAUGGAUGAAGACUUUGUAGUAUGGAGUGGUGGAGCCAUGCUGGCAAGUCUACCUGCAUUUCGUUAUGCUUGGAUUAGUCGGCAGGAGUAUGAGGAAUGUGGUUCAAGUAUUGUAUAUCGAAAAUGCUUCUGAACUGUAAAAAUGUAAUGGUAUUCUUUUUACCUAUAAAAGGUACAUUGAAUGUAUUUAUUGCAGACAUGCUUCAGACUAAAAUUAUAAAAGUCAACCUAAAUGCCUCUAGAACAGUUUGCAGAUAUUGAUCAAAGGUUGAGCAGAGGAGUAUCCCAUUUAGGUAGUAUCAGUAAACGCUACAUUACAUCAUUUUAACAAGGCUGCUGUGUGAGAGUAAAUAUAUAUUAGAUUUGGUCAAUUAAUGUAUGUCAUUUAUAUAAUUUUUUCUUUAUUUUGGCCUGGUAUUUAGAGCACACAUAUGCUGCCCUAUUAACUUAUGUUAUAUAUGACAUUAUACAUGUAUGAGCCGUUAUGAUGGUUUGUUCAUAUCUUCAUGUUUCUUGGGUGAUUUGCAUACUUUCCACAAUGUUUUGAAUAAGGAGAAGUGUAUUUGUAUUUGUGUAUUUUAUUUAUUUAUUUAUUUAUUUAUUUACAUUUGU